This is a messenger RNA of Trichoplusia ni (cabbage looper), 11602 nucleotides long. It is a transcript of the gene ash1, whose product is annotated as histone-lysine N-methyltransferase ash1. The record is from RefSeq and is a predicted model, not a curated record. Gene Ontology annotation, molecular function: protein binding; histone methyltransferase activity; chromatin binding. The coding region runs from base 188 to 9859 and encodes 3223 amino acids. The transcript has 23 exons. NCBI's taxonomy places the organism in Eukaryota, Metazoa, Arthropoda, Insecta, Lepidoptera, Noctuidae. Gene Ontology annotation, cellular component: nucleus.
AUACGAAUGAUUUGUAAACAUGGAGGCCAAGUGUUUUAUUAGUGUGAAGUAAUUUCAUCGUUUAGCCUUGUAUUAAUUGUUAUACGAUCAUUUCUGAUGUGAUAACUGUAAUGUAAUGGACAAUUCGCGACUGAAAUGAAGACAAUCAUACUGUUGUAUUUGGAAACAUCUUGACCAACCUUGAAAGAUGGGCACAGAGUUGCCAAAAACACAUGAUUCAAGUGGUGAUUCAGAUUCUAACAGUGAUUCUGAGAACAGCAGCUCUAGUGAUUCAUCAAGAAGUGAGUGGGAGUGUUCCGAUGCCAAGCAGAGUGCAUCCCGCAAGCCACACUUCUCUGUGACUUCCUGUGAUACCGGCUUGAAACUCAAAAUUGCUGCUAUUCCACAAAGAAAGGUAUCACCAAAAAGGUCAGCUAAACCAUCUGUGAAAAAGAAAGUAAACACUAUCAAAAGUCAACAAAGUAAAGAUAGAACACCUGUAAAGAAGAAAUCUCAGCUCUCUGACACAACAUCAAGCUCAGAAUCAUGCAGCAAAUGCUCAUCAGACUCAUCUAGUGAUGAUGAUUUGCCGCUGAAAGCUGUCUCCAAAACAUUACCACCAAAAUGCUCUGUAAAGUCAUCAGCAAAAGUGAAGAGCAACAAGGCAGACACUGAUGAAGGGAGAAAACUGUGUGACAUCAAAGACAAUGGGACAAAAGUAAACAACAAGGACAAACAAAGUGGUUCAAAGACUAAUGUUAAUGUGAAAAAGACUAAAAGUGAUGAUUCUAACCAUGAAACAACUUUGAAGAGAGGCAGAGGCAGGCCCCGGACUAAGUUCACUUCGGGUGCGGCGGAGAGCGCGGCGUGCGGCACCAGCUCCUCCUCCUCCAGUUCAUCAUCCUCAUCGUCCUCAUCGUCAUCAUCAUCAUCGUCGUCGGACUCGGAUACAGCUGAUGCUGCCGGAGGAUCGGCUCACGCGUCUGCCGAUGACUCAAAUGUUGCAUUGGCGGCAGCCUGCCAGUUACAGGUCAUCGACGAUGCAGACCUUGCGGAACUAUUUCCAGAACAAACAUCGAGCGCGCCGGCGCAACAGCCCAAUUUCUCGACCUUUACCGUGCAUAGCGCCGCGACAGACAACGACGAUAAGUCCAUUGCAGAUAACGGUGAUGGAUCCAGUAGUGAAAUGGAACUUACGCCUCAAUUGGUGACGGCUGCGAUUCAAAGGGCCACAGCUGAUUCAUCGGGAUCUGAAAACGAGUGUUCGAACUCAGGUGUCGGUCAUCAAAAUACCACGCACUAUGCGUCCAGCCUGCUUCAGCAAUUCGUGGCUCAAACACAAUUACUCAGCAGCUCUGCGCCAAUAGCUUCCAUUAAUCCGUCUGGGGCAUCUUCGUUGACUUGCGGAUUAAGUUCCGGGUCAAUAGACGGAGUGGGCACUAUAAGUGACUGUGUACUCGGACAGAUAAACACUUUGCCUGAAAUAGCACCGAUAGCUCCAAAUUUUUUAACGCCCAGUCAACAUCUUAGUCCACAACAAACGGAAGAACUUACACAAAUCAACAAAGAUCUUGAAGAAAUAUCGUCUGUAACUGAUGUUGGCAUAUCAAUACCUAAUCCGCCUAGUCUUGAUGAUUGUGUCGAUAAUAAUGACUUCAUGACUCUGGACAUUACCCAGGGAGGCUCAGAGCUUGGAAGUGCCAGUGAUUUGUUAAAAAGUUCUCCAGUAACCGUAGUUAGUACUGAUUUAAAUCAUUUAACUCAAAUUGAUUCUCAAAAGUUAGAUACAAUCAGCACGAAUUCAGUAGAAUCUCAAGAAGAUGUAAAAAAUGUUAUUGUCGAAUCUAGAAGAAAAAGAGGGCGGCCUCGCAAGGUGCGAAAAGCUGACGAAUUUGACAAUAAAAGUACAGAAUCUCAAAAAGAAGAAAAAUCCGUUAAUAUCAUGAAUUUUCAUAACAAUAAUGACCCUCCGAAUGUUUCACCAGAUUCCGGAAUUUUGUCAAACCACAAUUCACCGACGCAUUCACCACUCCGACGACAUGAUGUAGAAGAGAGUCACAGUAGAUUAGGCCGAAAGUCGAUACAAAAGGAAAAUACUACGAGAAGGGCAAUGCGAUCCAAAUCCAAAAGCAGAAGCCGGGCUCAGAACCGAUCCGACUCGAGUGAUUGUGAUUACACCAAGAAAAGAUUAGAAAAUGAAAUAAAGCAAAUAAAAACAGAAGCUCCGUCGCCAGUCCCGCUAAAACAAGAGCAAAGUAAGUUCGAAAAGAAUAAGCGAAACGACCACAAAUUAGAUAUCGCAGCAUUGGACAGAAUGCUGUACGCUACUGAUAGGGUCCUAUAUCCGCCUAGGAAGAAAGUAGGUCGUAAGCCACAGAAUAAAACGAAAUCGACUAAGAAUGCUCCUAAAACUUUGAAGGAUAAAAACCAAUAUGAAUCAGGUGAUAGUGACGAUGACUCUGUUUCUAAUAACAGGUCUGUGCUGUCGGGGGUGUACGCAAAACGUAAAGAAUUAAAUAGUAAACUGGCUAGUUUACCUAAAAAGAAUAAUAAAACCUUCGGUAACGCUUGGAGAGAUAACCAAAGCGAAAAUGAAGCAGCUGCUGAUGAUCCAUUGGACCCGACUUGGAAACAGAUUGACCUAAAUCCUAAAUACAAAGAUAUUUUAUCUGGUUAUAAAAGUGACCAUGAAUUUAAGCCGUAUAAAAGCUGCAGCCGCAUAAUCGAGUCUGGCUACAAAAGUGAUUAUGGGUGUCGGUCUGGAUAUAAAAGUGAUUACUUUCGUUCAGGCUAUAAAAGUGACCAUAAGUCAGGGUAUAAAAGUGAUAAGUCUGGAUAUAAAACAGACAACAGUGUUAGAAGUAUGCGGAGGCGUAUGAGGAAACUCAAAAAGACUAGGUCAGUCAGAGAUAGAUCAUAUUAUAAGAAUCAGAAACACUUUGUUUCCGACCAAGAGAUACUGUUAUUGACAAAUAAAACAUUCAGUACACUGACCUUAGGUCACAGUUCAAGCGAUUCUGAGUGCGACAGCUAUUUGCGGAAACCUAGUGCAAGUCCUAAAUAUGUCAGUGUUUGCACAAAAUAUCCUAUACCGUCGAAGUCCUACGACUUCGGAUUUUCUAAAAUGAGUCAAAAGCACGUGUUGAGGUUAAAUUCAUCUGACCCGUUUGCCCCAGGGCCAGUAUUUAGUGGAUUGCAACGUCCUGUAACAACUUGUAACAUAUUCAAAGUGAGCAAUAACAACAACAAUAAUACUUUACUGAAGUCUCCUAGUAAAGCUAAUAAUGUGGGAAAUCCUCUGCCGGCACUCAAGCCCGCGUUCACGCACAAGUUCGGGUCGUCACCAAUUUGUAUAGCAGCUAAAGCACCAGGGACUAAGAAAGAAAAUGACAGCAGCUUUAAAUAUUUUUCAAGAACUCUUUCACCGAAGUACCGAAAACAGAUAAAAAACGGAAGUACAUCAUACUCAAGUGGAACGAAGAAGGAGACUACCACUAAACCGAUUCCCAAUGUUUUUGAAAAAGCAAAAAACAGUUAUGUCCCUAAUAAAUCGUUAUCAAGAAACGUCUUUUUAAAUUUCAAGAAACCACUUAUGAAGCCCUCGUUUCCAAUUCAAAAACACAGAAGAACUGUUGUUCUAGCACCACCUAAAAUAAAUUUGAAACCGACGGAACGAUUGUCGAGGGUAACUGUGAAAACUGAAAGCAAACACCACAGACAUCGAAGCAAAAGGCGACAUAGAUCUCGAUCUGUUUCAAAGUGUAGAGAGUCCUACACAAAAGCUAUAGAACUAGUAGAUCAAAAAUUCACUCAGGACAUGGACAACUUGAUAUCGAAUUUUAUCAAGUUGUGUCAAAUAGCACCAAAAUUGAUAACUAACGUUGCUCAAAACUCUCCAAAAAAUGUAGAAAAAUCGUCAACGGAGUCGGUCCCUAAAGUAGUUAAAAGAGGAUCUAAGAAACGUAAAACUUCAGAUAAUCCGGAAAUAGCAACGCCUACGUCUAAACGACGGCAUAAGAAGCAAUUGGCAGAAUCUCAGAGUAAAGGUGGAAAAGAUACUAAUGAACAUAAAUUGCCUUUGAAGAAGCGACAUUAUCACAUCAACUCGUCUACUGGGAACUCAUUGAGCUUGAGUUUAGUAUCAGCAGAGUUUGACGAGAACUCAAAAAAUGGCACGAGUCCAGAGAAAUUCUUGUGCACUGAGACUGGUUGUACGGGAGAGGUCCAAAGUACCACCCCCGAAGAUCCGCCAAAACCCAAAAUUUUGUCUGAGAAGGUGAAAAAGAAUGACAACUCUAAAACUCAGGCGCAGGUGACUACCGGAGCACAAGAGACUAAAAAUCCAAAUGCUGAAAUUCCAAAAAAUGCGAAACUUAAUGGCACCGUUGGCGAAGAUGAAAUCAAAGGGACUGACACAACAGACACGCCUGUAAAAAGCAAUCCUCUUAAUCCUCCUACUGCGACCGAUGCCGAUCUAAGUAUAAAGAAACCGACGGCUGAACAAUCCGAGCUUUCAAAAAAAAUUUAUGAAACUUCAGAGAAAUUAAAGGCUGUUCAUAAAAUGGUCCAUGAUUUGGAAAAGUCUCUACCAAAAUCCAAAGAAAAUGAAGUGAAGUCUGAAUCAAAUAAACCAGAAUCAAAUAAAGUCUCUUCACCACGAUCAGAGAAUAAAUCAUCGCCUACGAGGCAUUCUGCACCCAUUGUGACACCAAAAAAGCGGCAUAGACUAGAAGCUGAGAAAGUUAUAUCGCACUCAAGCUUAGACCAAGUCGUACAAUCACUGUCCAAAAAGUUAUCUGAUGAUAAAUCAGUUGCACCCUCAAGUCCAAAAGAAAUGAAGGAUGUUAAUCAGAAUAGUUCGAAGGAAGAUUCCAAGGAACAGGACAAGGAUGACGGGUCUAUGUCUUCCAGCACUACAUCACCUGUAAAUAACACAACUAUCGACCCAUUGAAAAGUAUGUCUGCUCGGUCUUUAUACAAAAGUUCUAUUCCACCGGCGCAAAAGUCUGAAAUUAUGACCCGAAAGAAAAAUAGACUUGAGGGCUUAACGAGUAAUUUAGUUUCAAAAAUAAAUCCAAGUGCAGCUACUAAAGUUUUAGAUACUCUGUUAAACAAUAAUAUACGUAAGUCUAUAGAAUCUCGUAUUUUAGAAAAAGAAAAACACGGUUCUGAUUCUUCUACUAAAACAGGCGAAGAAAAGAAUAAAAACAAAGAAUCUUCACAAAUUAACACAAGGGCUACAGUCAUCAAAUCUCCAGUGUCAAAAGGAAAAGUUAUAGACACCAAGAAAACAAAAGUAUCUGAUUGUUCCACAGAGCAAACAAUUGUUGUCAAUAUUGAUAAACCUACUGGAAUAUUUGAACCCUCUAUUGAUUUAGAAGAUCAAAUUCCUAAAUCAUCAAUCUGUGUAAGCAAUGUUUUAGCUGAAGCGAAUCGUGCUAAGUCUAAAGCGAAACACAAUGAUGUUAAAACAACUAAUUCAUUACUUGCUCCGAUCGAUACUGAGUCUGAGAUACCGUUGGCGUUAAUAUCAGAGACACCCGAUCCUGUCAUAAGGCCAAAACGUGGGGAAUCUAUCGCCGCUGUAAUAUCCGAUAAACUUCAAGAGACCGGUGGGCACAACUUACGACAACCUAAAAGAAACUUUAACAACGAUACCGAUGACUCAAGUGACAGCAAGAAAAAGAAGAAAACCAACAAUAUUAUCAGAGAAAGCAAGUUGGUCUUGCCAACGAGAGUGUUAGUUCCAAAGAUUCAGGCAGAACGGCUAUCUAUUACAGAUGUAACUAAGAAAAUAUGCUUAAGCGCCAAGAAGGCUGAAGCGAAUGAUUCCAGUGAUAAUAAAGCCGUUGACCCGAUAAAGAAGAAAACGAGGAGGCGGAAAGCUAUCAACAGGACUGGUUUCCCCAGUAUUAAACGAAAGAAGAAGAAAAUUGACAGUAGCAUCAACGUAACUUCAGACAGCCAUUUUACUUCCGAUACUGAUAACAAUUCGGCAUUUGAAAGAGUCCCGAAGGAUGGGGAGGCGAUGAGCAGUUUCUUAGAGCGCACUAACACGAAGAAACCUGAACUGAAAGUGGUUUUAAAUAAAGAUGAAUGUCCAAAACAAGGCCGCUUGACUGUCGUUGCACUUGAAAAGUUGCAAGGAAAAGAUAUUCCUAGUGAGAACAAUAACAAAAUUAGUAGCGACUCUGAUAAAACCGUAAAUGCGAAAAAGGCUUCAAAUUCCUCUAUUCUGAGAGCACCUGCGCUGCAACUGAAGAGUAAAGCUGAGAAGGAGGUUAAAAAUCAUGUAAAUAAGUGGGAAGUGCUAAGCGAAUCUGACAGUAUACCAUCACUAGCAAGCUCUCUCAGCAAUGACCCGGAGGAUAGUAUUCCAUUAAGUCUUUUGAACUUGAAAUCUGAUAGACCUGUUAGUCGCUUGGAUAACCUUGAGCGAUUGAAACGUAAGACUAGAGCUAUGUCGCCGUCUCAUGAAAUUGAAGAAAUAUUCUCUAAAAGAAAAGUAGUGGAAAAGAAAUGCAAGAUUGGUUUGAGGCCAAAAUCUAGUCUUGCCGUUCUAUGCCCCAGUGAGAGAAGGCUUACAAGGAGCUCUGAUAAUACGACUGAAGAACCCAAAAGCAAGACUAAGAAAUCAGAACCUAAGAAAAUAAUUGAAACUACUGAGAAAGUUACUACUAAGCCGGUCGCAAUAGCUCAAAGAAGGAAAUCGAGGUCUUGCCAAGUUCACAAGAAGAGAGAAGUUCAAUCUAGUUCACGAGAAAGUUCGCUAGACACUGUAGUUAGUCGUAAAUUUGACUCUAAAUCUCGGGAACCAUCACUUGAUACUCUUGAAAAUGAUCCUCUGCCACUAAACGAGAAAGAAAUUGAUUUUGAAAAAAGUAUUGAUGUUCUCUCUAAGAGCAUAAUUUGUAAGAAGCGUGUAGCAUCGUCUAGAGACGACAGUCCUGCAAGCAGCGUGGACAACAGAGAUAAACCUGUAAUAUCUAAGAGGAACCCGCGGCUUCGAAAGAAGUUCUUAGUCGCUGGACUAUUCUCUGACUAUUACAAAGAAGAUCCUAAACCAGAAGGAAAAGGCAAGAAUGUUGUAACUCAAACGGAAUUCCCGCCGGGACUACUAGCGCCACCACCGUACUGUGAGCGUUGGGUGCGACGGAGACUGCAACACUUCUCAUUGCCUUAUGAUAUUUGGUGGCAACAACAUUAUAAUCAACCUGUACCAUCAUGGAACUACAAAAAGAUUCGCACAAACGUUUACUACGACGUAAAACCAUCAGCUGAAGAAUGUGAAAGUGUCGCCUGCAAUUGUGCCCCAUCGUCCGGAUGUAACGAAGACUGUAUUAAUAGAUUAGUAUUUUCAGAAUGUUCGCCCCAGUUAUGUCCUUGUGGCGAUAGGUGUAAGAAUCAACGCAUCCAGAGGCAUGAAUGGGCGUCGGGGCUAGAGAAGUUCAUGACUGAGAAUAAAGGGUGGGGCGUGCGCACCAAACACAGGAUCACAUCUGGAGAUUUUAUCCUGGAAUAUGUUGGCGAAGUCGUGUCGGAUAAGGAGUUCAAGGAGCGCAUGGCAACUCGUUACGCUCGCGACACCCACCACUACUGCCUGCAUCUGGACGGCGGACUCGUCAUCGACGGACACCGCAUGGGCGGUGAUGGACGCUUCGUCAACCACUCCUGCAGACCCAACUGUGAGAUGCAGAAGUGGACUUCUAAUGGCACUUUCAGAAUGGCGCUUUUUGCUCUUCGAGAUAUUGAUCCCGGUGAAGAGCUCACUUAUGAUUACAACUUUUCAUUGUUUAAUCCUGCUGUUGGACAGCCUUGCAAAUGUGAUUCUGAAGAUUGUCGCGGAGUAAUCGGCGGUAAAUCGCAAAGAAUCACCAAACAACCAGUGAAAACGCAAUCGCGAACACCUUCAAAUGCAUCGAAUCAAUCACAAAGCUCAAACGGGCACCAGCCGCGGGUCGGCCGACCUAGGAAGGCCGUUAAAUGCAACAAGAAAUCUGAACAGCAGGCUGUCAGUACGUGCGAUAUCAAGACUAUGACGAUACUCAAGUACCAGCAACACUUGAAUAAGCUGUGGCAGGAGCCUCAGAUGAAGCCUCUCACGGCUAAGGAGAAGAACAUCGUUAGGGACCGACAUUGUUUCCUGCUGAGGAACUUAGAGAAUGUGCGUCGUAUACGUGAGCGGCUCGCCCUGGCCAUCCCGUCGUCCCCGCCGCCGGCUGCGGGCGCGAGUGCCAGCGCGGGGCCCGACAGCGCGGCGGGCGGCGCGGCGGCCGGCGCGCUGUGCACUGUGGACCCGCUGGCGCCGGCCAGCGGCGUGGACGAGGCGGGCGCGCUGGCGCGGCUGCGGGCGCUGCGGGACGCCGCGCGCGCGCCCCGGCCCAAGGACGACCCCGCACUGCCGCGCGCGCAGCGACUCAACAAUGUGCUCAGAGCCAUCUGCCGCGCGCUCAACGAUGUCAAGGACGAGAAAGACCGUCCCGUAUGCAGCCAGCUGGUUCGCGGUAAGAACGAGCGCGGCAAGGGCGAGGCGGGCGCGGCCGACGUGGCCGACAUCGAGGCGGGCGUGGCGGCCGACACGUACACCACGCUGGCGCAGUUCGACGCCGACGUCACCGGUCUCAUCGCUGCCGUCAUCAAGGAGAACGGACGCUUCUCCACGCUCGGCGCUGCCGCUGCGCAGAUUAAGAAGGCUUAUAACACAGCCAAGGCGGAGUACGCGGACAUGUUAACUAAAAUACUCGGACCUGACGAGCCUUUGCCGGCUGGCUUCUUGCAAAAGACUAAGACUGAGGAGGUGAUAAUGUGCAUCUGCGGGCUGCACGUGGAGGAGGGCCUCAUGGUGCAGUGCGGCGGCGCGGGCUGCGGCGUGUGGCAGCACGCCAGGUGUAUGCGUGUGGCCGACACGCGCGCGCCGCACUACUGCCAUCACUGCCGCCCGCACAAGGUGGACCGCGAGAUCCCGCUGGACGAGUACACGGAGGAGGGCCACCAGUUCUACCUGUCGCUGAUGCGCGGCGGGCUGCAGGUGCGGCAGGGCGACACCGUGUACGUGCUGCGCGACAUCCCCGUGGACGCCGCGCGCCCCGACGUCAGCGGCGCCGCGCGCAGGCACGAGCGCAAGAAGCGCGAGCCCGGCGCCAAGGCCGACGCCAAGCCCGACGCGCACACCAAGGAGGUCGAAGUUCGCAAACACACUUAUCAAACGAUUGGAGAGAUUCCUGUGUCAGAACUAGAUAUAUUCCGCGUAGAACGAUUGUGGAAACAUAAGGACACGCAAGAGAGAUACGUUUACGGUCAUCAUUAUCUGAGACCACACGAAACUUUCCAUGAACCCACUAGGAAGUUCUUCCACAACGAGGUGAUGCGAGUGCCUCUAUACGAAGCAGUACCAAUAGAACUUGUUAUGUCGCAGUGUUGGGUUAUGGACCUCAAUACCUACUGCAAGGGCCGGCCGGUGGGCGCGGCGGAGGCGCACGUGUACAUCUGCGAGCUGCGCGUGGACCGCGGCGCGCGCCUGUUCACCAAGGUGUCGCGCCCCAAGUACCCCAUCUGCACCCGCCCCUACGCCUUCGACCACUUCCCGCACCGCCUCAAGAUCACGCGCACCUAUGCGCCCCAUGAGGUUUCCCCGGAAUAUUUAAAAGGAAAGGCUGCGAAAACUGCUGUAGCCGUUAGCGACAAGAAUAAAAGCACAUCAAAAGAAGUAAAGCGGAAGCUACCAGCUAUUGCGCUUGGAGAUUCUUCUAAGGGCACGGCGGCGCAGAAGGAGCGCGUGAACGUGAUCGCGCGGCGGCUGCUGGCGCGCGGCGGCCCCCGCGCGGCGCUGGACGCGUCCUACCUGCUGGCCGGCCGCCGCAAGCGCCGCGCGCUCUCCUGACAGCCCGCCAAGCGCUGUCUGUGCGGGGCCGAGCGAGGACACGGACACACCUAGGGCUCAACAAUAGAUCUAUUUUUUCAUAAGACGAUGCGAGCGUUGUUGUAGUUAUUUAUACGAGUAUGGUACGGGAUAAAUUGUAGGAUAAUAUAAUUAUUAUUUAACGACCACUGGUGCGAACUGAUGUUGAACGUUGAAGAGUUUUAAUAGAGGUUAGAUACAGAGAUGUUGUUUGGGAGGUUGUUAAUUUAAUAUUAGUGAUUAAUUAUUAUUAUUCCUUUUUUAAUCAUCUUCCGCUAGGGUAAGAGUUAGGGGAAGUAGAUUAUGUUUCAAACGUCUGGUCAUUUAUAUACGUGCUCGCAGCGAACGGGCGGGAUGCACUCUCAUGCCUUACGUCACGCACUAAAAUCUCUCUAAUUAUUUUUUUUACACUUUGGUUAAAAUAAGUUGUACAUAUAGUAGCGUUUAGGGUGGUUGGUUGUUUUAUGUUUAAAUCAAGAUGAUAAUAUAUUGCUUACUAUACGGACCUUAUGUUAGUCCGCUAUGAAGAGUCUCUGCUUGUUUAUCUGACCCGCAUCGCGCGGACGUCUCUCAUACUAGCCUUGAAAUUGUGAUCACAGAGAACAAAGUUGUUUUUGUUUCUAAUUUAUUUGUAAAUUAACUGUUAGUUUUUAUACUUUUCUUAGGUAUUUUAACAUUUCAAUGAUUUUUUUGUAUCAUUAAGUGUAACCGUUUAUAGUAUUUGCUUUUAUUAUGAUUUACUCAUAUUAUUAGUUGUAGCAUCGUAUGUUGAGGUCAUUUGGUCCCAAAAUCUAGUACAAAUCCAUCAUAAUCAUGCCUACUUAAUGUAUUUAAUUGUUCCAUGUUAAACAACAAGAGAAGCGAUUUACAUUAAUUAUAAACCGACAGUGGUAUAAUGACCGAAAGUUACAGUUAUUGUUAAUAAGGCUCGAAAUAGAGUGCACAUUAGACAAUUUUUAGAUAGAAACAUUGACAGUAAAUAAUAAAGCCAGAUACUUAAAGUAUUUAUAUUUAUAAUGAAUUUGUUUCUUGCUUGUAUUUGCACCUAUAUCUAAUGAUGUCUUUGCCUUGUAGUUAAGUAUCGAUCAGUCUACCGUGUACCACAGAUACAUAUUCCCGUUAAACUUAAUCCAUGGAUUUAUCUAUAGUGAAAGUUAGUUAUUUCAAGGAAAUUUUCAAAUAUGUACUUAAUUAGUGAAUGAAAUAGUUUUCAAUAGUCAAUAAUAGUUUAGAAAUAAGGUUUACAUUUACAUUGCCUAUUUAUGUUACAAUUAUGUCACCUAUACUAGUUUGUUAUAUGAUUAGUUUAUAUUCAACAAAGCCCUGAGCCAACUUCAAUUAUAAAAUGUAUUUUGGGAUCAAAAUUAUUAAAAUAUCCUUAAUCAAUUGACGUCAAAAUUUAUUGUUCCUCUUAUUCAGGUGUGAAUAGUUUGAUUUUUGAGAAUAUAUUAUACAAGAUGCAUUAGAAGUAUCGUUAAAAUGUUAUAUUCUUUCGUGUACCAACUUAUCACUGUAGACGUGACUAUUGUCGCAAGUAUUUUCGGUUUCAGUAAUUAUAUAUCCAAACGUUAUUUUCUAAUGAAUUCAAACUAUUUACACAAAUUAGGGAUAUUUGAAGUGUUAUAAUGAAUUACUUAUUUGAUAUAACGAGCAGCUUUACUAUUUAUGUUUUAAGAUGCCAUUUGUUGUAACUCAUGUUUUAAUAAUAAAUUAAAUUGGAUCAAA